This is a messenger RNA of Acaulospora morrowiae, 672 nucleotides long. NCBI's taxonomy places the organism in Eukaryota, Fungi, Glomeromycota, Glomeromycetes, Diversisporales, Acaulosporaceae. The record is from the annotation of a GenBank genome assembly.
GGGGCACUCUUUAGAAUCUUCAUUUCUUUUAAAGAGCGUCACUCUUACGAGGGAAGGAAGAUGAGCAAAACUUCGAAAGCCAAACUUUCCAAGGAUGACAUUACAGUGAUUUUCGUACUGGGUGGACCCGGUUCGGGUAAAGGUACCCAAUGCGCAAAGAUGGUCGAAGAUUUUGGAUUCCUCCAUCUGUCUGCCGGUGAUUUAUUACGAGAGGAACAAAAACGCCCGGGAUCCGAAUUCGGAGGGUUGAUUCAAGAUUACAUUAAGAAUGGAAAGAUUGUGCCCUCAGAUAUCACGAUCGCAUUACUUUAUAAGGCGAUGAUUGAAAACGAUUGCGAUAGAGUUUUAAUUGACGGAUUUCCGAGGGAGAUGCAUCAGGCCCUUCAAUUCGAAGAUGAAGUGGUGGAACCAGCGUCCAUCCUCUAUUUCGAAUGCACCGAGGAGGUUAUGCUCGAACGACUUUUAAAACGUGGUGAAACCAGUGGACGUAUAGAUGAUAAUAUCGAAAGCAUUACCAAACGAUUCAAAACCUUUAUCGAGACAAGCUAUCCGGUCGUGGAACAUUAUAAAAAGUUGAAUAAAGUUCAUACGAUUUCUUGCACAGACAGCGUCGAUGUUGUUUAUUCUAAGGUUAAACCGAUUUGCGAAGGACUACUCAAAUCAAAAGUGUGA